Molecule: messenger RNA, 1290 nt
Organism: Amorphotheca resinae ATCC 22711
Lineage: Eukaryota; Fungi; Ascomycota; Leotiomycetes; Helotiales; Amorphothecaceae
Exons: 2
Coding region: 38-1234 (398 amino acids)
Biological process (GO): mRNA splicing, via spliceosome
Cellular component (GO): U2-type spliceosomal complex; U2 snRNP
Molecular function (GO): RNA binding
Source: RefSeq, a predicted model, not a curated record
AAGUUCCACUUCACGACGCGCAACAAAGAAAAAAAGCAUGGAGACGACAAUCCUCAGCUCCCGCGAAGCAGCAGCAUCCGGGUUCCCGACGAACCCCGAGGAAUUCGACGCGGACGAGCGCAUCUCGUUCUCGAAGCUGGACGGCAAGUUCCUGCUGGUGCAGGACGACGGGGCCGAGUUCGAGUUCGACGAGGCGCUGCGGCGCUGGGUGCCGGUGCUGGACGAGGCGCUGCUGGAGGAGCAGCAGCGAGCGUAUCGGGUGUCUGGGGUCGAUGAGCACGAGCCGGUGGCGGCGGCGAGGAGGAAGAGGAAGAAGGAAUAUGUCAAUGGGGAGGAUGAGGAAGGCGGACGAGCAGUACGAGCCAGCAAGAAGCCCAAGCCGGCGCGAGAACCACGCGCCAACACCGCCGUCUACGUAACGGGCCUCCCAGCCGACGCCACAGUCGACGAAGUAGCCUCGGUCUUCUCUCGCAAGUGCGGCGUGAUCGCCGAGGAGAUCGAUAGCGGGCGGCCGCGGAUCAAGCUCUACACGGACGAGCACGGGGCGUUCAAGGGCGACGCGCUGAUAGUAUUCUUCAAGCCCCCGUCAGUGGACAUGGCCAUCAUGCUACUGGACGACACGCCCCUGCGGAUCGACGACGGGCCUGAAGCGCCGCGCAUGCGCGUCCAGGCCGCCGAUGCGAGUUAUAAGAAGGUCCAGCAUGGCGCGGGGGAGGAAGGGGGCCAACCAACAACGGCGGAAGGCGAGCGGGAACGCGAACGCCAGCGCACGAGCGCGCGCGAGAAACAGAAGAUCAUCAGGAAGACGCAGAAGCUGGACGCGCGCCUCGCGGACUGGAGUGAUGACGAGCCGGCGACGAUGAUGGGCGAGUCCAGCAGCGGCGGCGGCGGCAGUUCGCGCUGGGACAAGGUCGUCAUCCUCAAACACAUGUUCACGCUCGAGGAGCUCGCCGAGGACCCGGCCGCGAUCCUGGAUAUCAAGGAGGAUAUCCGCGAGGAGUGCAGUAAGUUGGGCGAGGUGACGAAUGUGGUGUUGUUCGACCUCGAGGCUGAGGGCGUGGCGAGCGUGCGGUUUACGAGUGCCGAGGCGGCGAGGGCGUGCGUGCGGCUUAUGGAUGGGAGGAGUUUUGCGGGGCAGAAGGUGGAGGCGUAUAUUUCUAAUGGGCAGGAGAAGUUCAAGAAGUCGAAGAAGAAGGCGGAUGAUCAUGAGGAGGAGGAGGAGGAUAAGGUAUAGAUGCAGCAGCAGCUGCUGCAUGAUGAGACGAUUGUACGAUAGGGGGAUAUUUGGCC